AUGUCAAAGCCGCCGAAGUGGCUUUGGUUUCUGGAUCUUAGUAUUGGUGUCAUAUUCGUUUCCGGCAUUACAUCUUUUCUUAUUUGGCGUCGUUCGGAAGACUUUAGAAAGAAUACUUUCUCUCAUGCACCGCACGUUGCUGAUUAUUUUUAUCGGGCAGAAGAUAUAAUUGGUGGACAGCUUCGAGGAACACGUUUAAAAAGGAAAGAUUAUCAGAAGUGGUUCCCGGAAGAAAACGAAUAG
Messenger RNA from Cercopithifilaria johnstoni, 243 nucleotides. The record is from the annotation of a GenBank genome assembly. Lineage: Eukaryota; Metazoa; Nematoda; Chromadorea; Rhabditida; Onchocercidae.